AUGCUAAGCAUACAGCUAGCAUCAUUCUUUAGUGAUGUUCGCUUCGUUGGGGGAGGAACCGCGAAGUUUACUUGGGACUACCACGUCGAUGACAGAGCAGGAGAGUUCCGUCCUUAUUCACCAAAGUGGCUUUUUUACAAAGAAAGUGGGAGUACACCCGUUGAUAUUGCUUUCGAUAAUAAGUUCAACGACUGGAAAUGGGAAAUUGCAAGCACUUGUCCCCCUAGGUUGUUAAAUCCUAAACGAGUCAGUAAAGAGUCCACUGCUACGCUGGUUAUCUCUAAUGUCACCRCUGCUGAUAGUGGGAUAUAUAUUUGCUCUCUAGUUUUCAGGUUAUCUCAACCGAAAGCAAACAACUCGAAACUCAUCGUUACAGUUCGUUCCCAGAUUAACAUAACUGGUGAAACAAAUGUCACAGAGUAUACAAACUUGACUUUAAUCUGCUCAGCUGUUGGUCCUCCAACACCAAAUGUCAUAUGGCUUAACAAUACAGGUGUGGUUCUAGCACAAGGGAUCCAGUCUGCUGUGCUGAAUAUUGCCAAAAUCACUAGAGAACAGAAUGGCACCGUAUACAAGUGUAAUGCUACUAAUAAUCCAAAUGAACACCCAGUACAGAAAAUGAUAACUGUUACUGUCAAACACCCCCCAAAGUUAGACAGAAGUCGUUCUGAUAAUUACACAAAAGCUUGCCCUGGUGAAGAAAAGCACAUUAAAUGUGCUGCUAAUGGGUAUCCUCUUCCAACAUAUUACUGGUACAAUCCAAAUAAUAAAUCAGUGAAAGAAAAUAAAACUGGAGUGGAAAGUAAGAUUCUAGUAAAAGCAGUUGAAGGCAACUAGACCUGUUAUAUAACUAAUGGAAUUGGCCAAGGCAUUUAUCACCAAGUUCAAAUGAAAGUUUUUGAAGACUCCAGUUGUAAAAAAUUUAAAAAAAGCACUGGUUUAACCAGCGGAGAGAUAGUGGGAAUUGUCAUUGGAGUGAUUGCUGUGGUAGCAAUUAUAGCUGUGAUUGCUGUCAUAAUCUAUAAGAAAAAGAGUGGU
Molecule: messenger RNA, 1038 nt
Organism: Actinia tenebrosa (Australian red waratah sea anemone)
Lineage: Eukaryota; Metazoa; Cnidaria; Anthozoa; Actiniaria; Actiniidae
Product: limbic system-associated membrane protein-like
Biological process (GO): cell-cell adhesion
Cellular component (GO): plasma membrane; cell-cell junction
Molecular function (GO): cell adhesion molecule binding
Source: RefSeq, a predicted model, not a curated record